GCAGCGUGGAACGUGACGGUGCAGUGGUAUGGAGGGGACGUGUCCUGCAAACUCCUCAACUUCCUCAAGCUCUUUGCCAUGUACGCGGCCGCCCUGGUGCUGGUGGUCAUCAGCCUGGACCGGCACGCAGCCGUCCUCCACCCCUUCUCCCGCGCUCGCCGCCGCAAUGGACUGCUGCUCCGUGCUGCCUGGGCCGGCAGCGUGCUCCUGGCUUCACCCCAGCUUUUCCUCUUUCACCUGCACACGGCCCCGGGAGGGAACUUCACCCAGUGCGUUACUCACGGGAGCUUCCGAGCGCACUGGGAGGAAACCGUCUACAACAUGUUCACCUUCACCACCCUCUACAUCACCCCUCUGAGCGUCAUGAUCGUUUGCUACAUCCGAAUCAUUUGGGAGAUCAGUAAGCAGUUGAAGAUCAACAAAGGUUUGAUAGGAAAUCAAAAUGACCACAUCUCCAAGGCACGCAUGAAGACUCUCAAGAUGACCAUAGUGAUUGUUGCCACCUUCAUCAUCUGCUGGACCCCAUACUACCUCCUGGGCUUGUGGUACUGGUUCCAGCCAGCCAUGAUCCAGAAGAUGCCGGAGUAUAUCAACCACAGCUUCUUUCUCUUUGGCUUGCUGCACACCUGCACUGACCCUGUCAUUUAUGGACUGUAUACCCCCUCCUUUCGCGAGGACGUGCAGUUGUGUCUCAGGGGCAUUGAAACAGCCAUUACCAGGCAUGAGAGACACAAACCUGUCUCAGUCUUGGAGAACAACAUCAAGGAUGGUGCUGUAAAUGGUGGGGUGGCAUCAGGGGGCUCAAAUGGGACAACUGUCAACACGGUCUGCUGA
This is a messenger RNA of Balearica regulorum gibbericeps (East African grey crowned-crane), 834 nucleotides long. NCBI's taxonomy places the organism in Eukaryota, Metazoa, Chordata, Aves, Gruiformes, Gruidae. The record is from RefSeq and is a predicted model, not a curated record.